AAUGACAGAGAACAAACAACUCACAAGGUUAUACUCUAUACCAUAAAAGCCAAAAAUAAUGUAAAACAACUAAAUCAGAGCUUAAUCAACUGCAUAUCAUUAACGAUUUAUAUCAUUGAAUACUUGAUUUAUAAUUA
Molecule: messenger RNA, 137 nt
Organism: Paramecium octaurelia
Lineage: Eukaryota; Ciliophora; Oligohymenophorea; Peniculida; Parameciidae
Source: the annotation of a GenBank genome assembly